Cyprinodon variegatus (sheepshead minnow) is the source of this 7065-nucleotide messenger RNA. It is a transcript of the gene c1ql4b, whose product is annotated as complement C1q-like protein 4. The record is from RefSeq and is a predicted model, not a curated record. The coding region runs from base 1010 to 1729 and encodes 239 amino acids. Gene Ontology annotation, molecular function: protein binding. The transcript has 3 exons. NCBI's taxonomy places the organism in Eukaryota, Metazoa, Chordata, Actinopteri, Cyprinodontiformes, Cyprinodontidae.
AGAGAGAAGCAGGGCAGAAAACACAACAAGUGACUGAACUGUUGCUCUGCUAAUAAACUGACCGUGCGCCUGCAUUUAAGCACAGCCAAAGUCUGGAAAAGUGACUUGUCAGAGCCCGUAAAGCACUUCUAUGUCUGUUUAAAGAACUAUACACAAUUUUCCUCUGUCUGUUUCGGACCGUUUUCGAGUUUGGAUUCAGAGUGAAUCCUUCUGGCGAGAUGGUUAAAGUUGAAAUUGGACCGUAAAGCUGAGUUUGGACCGUAACUUCCCACCGAUGCGCCAGGAGAGGCGCGCAGUUUUCCUCAGGAUUUCUUUCCGCCUGGUUUGGAGCAGAAGCGACGUUUUUCAUCGGAAACCUGCAGAAUGAACACACACCGAACUCCGGGCUGAAAAUACCGGGAGAGGAAAAAAAAAAGGAUAUAAAGGAAGUUCUGACAGACAAGCGAAACGCCUCUCCCUGAAUGCAGAGGGUGAGAUGAACUCCAGUGGGAAUUCUGAAGACCCCACCUGACAGCUCCUCUCUGUCUGAGAAACUGAAGGAUUUUUCCUUGGAUCUUCCACAACCGUAGAUUUGGAAAAAAAAAAAUUAACCCUUGAGGUUAACAUCUUUGCAGCUGUGAACCUUCUACAAAAUAGUUAAAAAUAUUCCCUCCUUACGUGAUGUAUCCCUUUAGAUUAGAUAAAAGUUACCAGAUCAUGUGAAAAGAUAUAUUAAAAAAAGGAUCGACAAAUGGGGAAUCUGUCAUUCCCCUCCCUCUGAACACUGAUAUUCCUUUACUCACCUGUAACUGUUAGAAAACCUGAAAAGACAUUGUUUUUUUUUUUAUAUCUCUAUCAGACAAAAAUCAACAAUUCUCUCUGACACUUUCCACUUUGAAUAGCUUUCUGCCCAGAGGUCAGCCUGGCCGGCACAACCAUUCCCGCCAAAGGGGAGGAGGACUUCCUCACACUGGCUGCCUCACGGCUCAGCCGCAAGAAACGCGUCAUUGGGGCUGGAGUCGGCGUGGCCAUGGUCCUGGUCCUGCUUGUGGCCAUUCCCUUAUUGGUACAUACCACAAAGGGGGCAGGAUCCGGAGCUGGUGGCACACAUUAUGAGAUGCUAGGGAGCUGCAAGAUGGUGUGUGACACUUUGAGCCCCCCUCAGGGAGAGCUGACUGCAGUCUCCCCACAGCCCCCAGACCUCACAAACCGGAGGGGCAAACAAGGGUUUAGAGGAAGCCCUGGACUUCCUGGUCCCCCAGGCCCCAAAGGUCCACCUGGGGAGCCUGGUAAGCCUGGUCCGCCUGGUCCACCGGGUCCUGGUCCAGGUGGAUAUGGGUCCUCAGUCUACACUCCUAAAAUCGCCUUCUAUGCCGGUCUCCGGAAGCAGCAUGAGGGGAGCGAAAUACUAAAGUUUGAUGAUGUGGUAACCAAUGUGGGGAACUACUAUGAGCCGAGCACAGGCAAGUUCACCUGUCCUCUGCCGGGGAUCUACUACUUCACCUACCAUGUUCUGAUGAGAGGGGGUGAUGGGACAAGCAUGUGGGCUGACCUAAAGAAGAACGGACAGGUAAGAGCAAGUGCAAUCGCUCAAGAUGCAGAUCAGAACUAUGACUACGCCUCCAACAGCGUCAUCCUGCACCUGGACGUCGGUGACGAAGUGUGUGUUCAGCUGGACGGUGGCAAAGUUCAUGGAGGAAACACCAACAAAUACAGCACCUUCUCUGGCUUCCUAAUCUAUCCUGAUUGACCUUGUAAUCCCCCCCCCAAACUCAUCUCCCCUUUCUCUAUGAUCGAGCAAAAUAUUUCCUCCUGCCUCAUCUAACAUGUCCUGAUGUCCAUUUUUCAUCUCUUCGUAUAAUACAUGUAGUGACCUAACAGAGUAAAAGUCUGCAUUAAAAGUAUAUAAUGUACAUAUUACCAGUUAAGAUUAACUCAUGAUCAAAACACUUUUGCGAUCUUUAAUCAAUGCCAUGUGCAAAGUCAUUGCUAAAAUACAUAACUCAUACCUUCUUUCACUCAUUUUGCUAUUUACACCUUAUUAAACUUCAGAUUUUGCUCAAAGAAAAAAUGACCGAAACUAUAUCUGAAUGUAGACUGUCAAUCUGGGCGGAGGUUAUUCGCUGCAUCCUCUUGCCCUCACUGUGAGAUAGAUUUCCAUUACUGCUCUGGACAUCAAACAAGAAAAAGGCAUGAAUAUAUUGAUUGCAGAUGAUAACUCAGCACACCUCAAGAUUAUAACGCUGUGUUGUAUGUCUGUGUUAAUACCUGUGUGGAAGCAUAUGAGUGUGUUCUGCCCUUUAGUUUUGUGGAAGUAUAAAAGCAUCUCGUUGUUGUUAUUUGCAAAGAAAAGGGAUGGAGUAAAGCUAUUGGUAACAGUCCCUUAGCACACACAGUUUAUCAAUACUGAUGGUUUAGCUUCCAGAUUGAUUUCUGAGCUUUGGAGCAUCAUCAUGUUGUGGUAACAAGGUGAGAUUUCAUCAGGAGUCCAUGCUCAGUUACACAUUACCUUUACAUCAAGAGUUUGCUGUAUUGAUCAAAGUACAGAGGCUUAGGAAAUGUGCGUGUUUAUUUUUUUCUCAAUAAGAUAAAAAAGGUUGAUAAUUGUAGUGGUUUUAAUAGAAAAUAUGCUAUUUCUGAAACACAUUGAACUUCCUCUAAACUUAAAUAUAUAUUAGAUUUAAUUCAACAGUAGACACUGGGGUUUAAAACUAAAGGAAUGUCUCAAAUGAUUUGAAGCAUUUGUUUAGUUUAGAAAUAUGGAUAUCAAAGCUUACCUGAUUAAAUAUAAUUUUUGUUUUGUUUAAAAAAAACUUUUAAUUUUAUGAGAAAAAACACUUUCAAAACCCAUAGCUUGACAAUGAGAAGUACUUUCCUCUUGUAUUAAUGUACUGUAAUAGGUGGUUGUGCUAUCCUUGAAGGCAGCAACUGCUAAAAGGUUCCAAACCAAGAAACUCUGCACAUUUUACAGUAAACAAUCUGUUGCCAAUACUGCAAAUAAGCAUUGGUAUUAAACAUCACUGUGGAAGAAUUUGAUGGCUGUUAUCUGUGCUGUAUUCUUUUAACUUGGUUUUUAAGCCUGAGCAACCUUUCUUAGGUAUUUUCAACCAAGUUUAGUUCCAGGCCAAUUCAAGUCUUUCACUGCAGGAACUGCACGUUUGCUUCGGAUCUUUGAAAUGGAAUAUAACCGAAGUGUGCUUAAGAACACUAGAUAAACAGAUAUUAUAACCUUGGACUAUUUGGUAGAGAGAAAGAGAAAAAAACAUGGUUAUAUUGAUCACUGAAAGUUGUCUGUAGCUAAGAUAUUUCAGUGCAUCACAUUACUGCUAUCAUGCUUGGCUUUUGGUGGAUGUUGUUUUGCUGAAAUAUCAUGUGAGUUUUAUUCCUUAUAUAACUGGACACACAGCAACAUUCCACUGCUGUCUAGUCUUUUCCCAACGUAUUUAUCCACAAGUCUUGGGGAUCAUUAAGAUCUGUUUGGAAAAUGUGAAAGAGACCUUUUCCUCAGUUUUGCUCACCAAUAAGAUUUUUUCUUUUUUAACUCUCAUGUGGAAGCUAUUUAUGAACAGCUUCUUUCUUGUUACUGAAUCAGGCCUGUUGCGCUUUAGAUGACAUGGAUUCUUUCUACAUCCUUGAUAAACAACCGAUUUUCUCCAGGAGCAACUUUGGUGGUUGGUUUACCAAUGUUCAAUGUUCUCUAAUUUAUCUUUGUCCAAUAAUGAAAAACGGGAAACAAAGGAGCUUGCUGAAGUUCAGGAAGUAGUGGGCAUACAGUGGGUAAAAUAAGUAGUGAACAUGCCACCAUUUUUCUCAGCAAAUAUGUUUUUAGAGGUGCUAUUGAUGCAACAUUUUCACCAGAUGCCAUUAACAAUCCAUGCAGUCCACACAUAAAAAGAAAUCAAAUCAUAGAUGUCCAGAAAUUAAGUUAUGUGUAAUAAUGUCAAAAGGCACAGGGAAAACGUAUUGAACACCUGAAGAAAGAGAGGUGCAAAACGGCAUGGAAAUCCAAGACACCAGCCGAAAUCUUUCAUUAAUUAGAAAGAAAUCCUGCCCCUUGUCAGUGCAAAUUAAUAUCAGCUGGUUCAGCGCACAUGAUGGCCUAUAAAAAGGUGUCGCUGGUAUAACACAAGAACCAUCUCAUUAUGGGUAAAAGUAAAGAGCUUUCUCAAGACCUUCACAACCUUAAUGAUGGCCUUGGUUACAGAAGGAUUUCUAAACUUCUGAAAAUUCCAGUGAGCAUUGUUGGGGCCAUAAUCCGGAAGUGGAAAAAACAUAAUUUCACCAUAAAGCAACUACGAUCUGGUGCUGCUCACAACAUUUCUGAGGGAGGAGGGAAAAUAACUCUCACAAGAGUUGUCUAAGAGCCAAAGACUACUUGUGGAGAGUUUCAGAAAGACCUGGAAUUAGCAGAUACAAAUGUUUCAAAGAAAACUUUAAGUAAUGCACUCAACCGCCAUGGCCUGUAUACACGCUCACCGCUCAAGACUCCAUUGCUAAAGAAAGAGCAUGUUGAAGCUUUUUUAAAGUUUGCUGCACAACAUUUAGACAAACCUGUACUAGGAGUUUAUAGUCUGGCCAAAUGAGACCAAAAUGUAACUCUUUGGAUGCCAUAAUACACAUCUUGUUUGGAGGUCAAAUGGCACUGCACAUCACCCCAAAAACACCAUAUUAACAGUGAUGUUUGGAGGUGGGAACGUCAUGAUCUGGGGCUGUUUUUCAGCAUAUGGUACUUAAAAAACUUCAAAUAAUUGAAGGAAGGAUGAAUGGAAAAAUGUGCAGAGACAUUGUUGAUAAAAAUCUGCUGCCAUCUACCAGGAUAAUGAAGAUGAAACAUGAGUGAAGAUUUCAGCAAUACAAUGACCCUAAACACACAACCAAGGAAACUUUCAAAUGGUUUCAGAGAAGGAAAGUAAAGCUGCUAGAACGGCCCAGCCAAUCACCUGACUUGAAUCCAAUAGAAAAUAGAAAGCCUAUGGAAAGAACUAAAGAUCAUUGAAGUUCAUUGAAGAUGCCCAUAAAAUCUUCAAGAUUUGAAGACUAUUUAUGAAGAAGAAUGUGCCAAAAUCACACCUGACAAUGCGUGCAACUCAUUUCAUACAUUCAUACAGGAGGCAUCUUGAAGCUGUCAUUGCCAACAAAGGCUUUUGUAUUAAAUAGAUUUCCGUAAGUGUGUUCGAUUCUCAUUUCCCUGUGCCAUUUCACUUCAUUACACAUAACUUAAUUUCUUCACAUUUAUGGUUUGAUUUCUUUGUAUGGAUGGAUUGCAUGAAUUGUUAUCUGGUCAAAAUGUUAUGUCAAUUGCACCUGUAGAAACAUAUUAACUGAGAAGAAUGUAGGCUUGUUCGAUACCUGUCUUACCUCCUGUAUAGCCCAGUCAUCAAGAAUGGGGGGUUACCGUUUCAAACAGCACUAGAUCAGUUUAGGUAGCUUUUUUUCUUCAAAAAUAAAGGUGUAUUUAAAGCUUGCUUUUUUUUUUUUAAGGUUAUUUUGCCUGCAAUUGAAAUUUGUUUGUCUUUUCAUCUGGUCCCAUAUUCAGAGGUAACCAAUAGCAAGUCAUUUCAACUUGCUUCCAGAUUAGGCAAAAAUUUUAACUCCAGAUGCUUUUCCUGACAAACUUUUCGUAAAUAUUUAAACAGAUUACCUUCCAUCUAAUUCCACAAAAACGAGUGUUCCAAUUAGAUUGUAAUGUUUCUCUUUGCAUAACAACUGGUUUAUUGGUAAAGAUAGAUAGAUACAGGGAAUUCAUGAAAAGCAAACUCUGUGGGAGGACAUCAACCAAAUUAAACAAGCUUCUGGAGAUUACUAAAGGCUAUCCUUCUACAAGACCUAAACAUAUAGUGUGAAUGGGGUCUUUUGGCCUUUAUUCACCACUACCAAGGCCAUAAACAAGAAAACGGACUGCAUGCUGCAUGUUUUUUUUUUCAGCCAUAAAUCGUGCAAAACAACACAGAUACACACAAAGCUGAAAAGAAACAUAAUCUUCUUGAAAACACUUUUCUUGGAGGUUCUUCAAAGAGUGGUGGUUACUCGAAGCAAGAGAUAAGAGCUGAAAAGACUGAAACCUCUCUUCUUCAGCUCUGCACAACAAGAUGGUUAGAGUGAGACGGGGAUGAGCCUUUUCUUUAAAAUGUAUUUCUUCAUUAUUCCGUUGUAAAUAGUCACAUUUUGAAAAGACUUUCUUUCCAAAAAUGCAGGUGACUGUUGUCGACUGUUACCACCAUUAACCAUACAUGUAUGUUCUCUGUGCCUUACAUAUAUAUUUCCUUUUAUACAUGUUUUUUUUUUCCUCUCUUAAAACAAAAAAAAUAUGCUGAAGCUGAUCCAUAGAAAUCAACCCAGAACAGAGCGGAAGUUCAUAUUUUAAGCAGAAGCCGUACGUGUGAAAAUUUAGCAAAAAAAUUUACUGUGAAAUUCUAUAUUCAACUAGAUGGGAAAAAAAAAAACCUUGUAAGCUGAGAAAAUGAUGGUAAUGAUUUAGGUGAAAAAAAACACAUAGUAUAUUGAUUCAUAUAUUUCUGCAUCCCCCAAAAAAGUGGAUUUAACUCCUACAAAUCUGUGAUUAAAUAAGUUGUGUCUAUUACUUGUAAAUUUAGUGAAAAGAAGAGUUUAUCUUUAUGCCUGAUAUAAAUCUUAUACUAUAAAUGUAUCGUACAUUUUUUUGUCUCAAAUUAAAAGGUUGCAGCAUGACUCAACUCUUAUGAUAUAUAGGGUGAAAUAAUCUGUUUAUAAUUUCUGUGCUGUGAUCGAAAAACUUGAUUGAUCUCAUGUUGAAUAUUUUACAGAGACAUUUCUCCUCCUGGUGGCUUUCGCAUCACCUCAAUGACAUGCUACAUUUCUCUGAGUGUGUUCUUUCAGGAACUGUUACCUUUGAUUGGGAGACAUUUGGACUAUGGUCAGUGUGUGCAUUUGCAAGCUGAGUUGUGUGUUUUACUUUGUUGUGAGCUGCAGUGUUAUUCCCCCUGAAAGACAAAGAAUACAAUAUAAAAUAAAAUAAAAAAGAAAAUUCUGAUUUUUUUCAUUCAAAGUAAAGACAACAAAUGUUUUCCCUUGUUUUAUUACAUACUUGUCAUGUUAUUUCUGGGGAGA